UCUUCGGGGUGCAACGGGAGCUGUAACCGAACAUCUUGUUCCUGAACGCUUCUCAAGGCUUGAAUUUGGUGUUCUCACAAGCAUCAGAUACAACGAUCUCUUCGCUUGCUAAAACGGUUUACACUCGUUUACCAGAAUCCUUGCGUGUUGAUAUUGCGCCUCUUGCAUGAGUCAAAUUUACGUACCUAGGCUCAGUUCUCACAGACGCUGCGGCCAAAUCAAAAUCGAUGCUUUAAAAACAUCUUGCGAAUUUCCAAACUUGCCGUCCUAGCAGUGAGCCCAAAUCCUACUGAGCAGCAGCGGAGGCUUCUCUCACAAGCAUGCCAUUCUCUCAUCACAGCCAUUGUGGACAAUUCUGCCUACAUGCAAAGGAUUCCCUCGAAGAAGUAAUACAAACGGCGAUAGCCAAGGGAAUGAAAACGUUUGCGUUGACUGAGCACAUGCCUCGUGAUUUGGAGGACUUGUAUCCGGAAGAAAUUGAACAUUACCGUGACGCUCAAGCUCUGGCCGCAGUGUUCGACAACUACUACCAGGAAGCCCAGCGACUAAGGUUAAAGUAUGGAGACCAAAUACAUCUUCCGAUCGGAUUCGAAUCAGAAUGGAUACGGCCAUCUUCCCUUGAUUUAAUCAAGAAUUUGCAGACUAAAUUCAAAUUCGACCUGUUCGUGGGGUCGGUACACCACGUGCACACGAUACCAAUCGAUUUUGAUCGACCAAUGUACGAGCAAGCACGGCGCAAGGCUGGCGGGAGCGACGAACAGCUGUUCAAGGAUUACUUCGACGCACAGGAAGAAAUGCUGCAUGCGCUCAGGCCACCUGUGGUCGGCCACUUCGACCUGAUCAGGCUCCUGAGCGAUGACCCGAACGGUAGCUUCAGACCAAUGCCGGAAGUGUGGGAGCGCAUCCUACGAAAUCUAGACUUCAUUGCCUCGUACGGCGGUCUCCUUGAAAUCAAUUCCGCCGCUGUACGGAAAGGAAUGAGAGAACCUUAUCCACAGAUUGAGAUCUGUCAAGAAUUUGUGAGUCGGGGAGGGGGGUUUGUUUUGUCAGACGAUUCCCACGGCGUUGAACAGGUUGCCACCAACUAUGCUCGGGUUCUGCCAUCCAUCGAGGCUGCAGGGAUUACACGACUGUUCGCGUUGCAAAAGGUUGGAACAACACAGUGUGAUGCGCUAAAGGCAGAUUUCGAAUUUGUCCCGAUCGACAUGGAAGAGGUCAAGAGGAUGUCUUUUUGGACCUCUUGAUAAAAAUGUCUUGCCUGAUGGGCCAUUUGGUCCAACAUUAGCUGAUUUCAGAAUACAGUUGAUUAUCUUGUUUACUGAGCGAAGGUUGCGAACAUCUGUGCCGCACGCCUUGCGUUGAUUCGGUUUGUGCAGCAAAUUAUUCCAGACCGCAGACAAAUAUCGAAUAGACGUGUGUGUUCUCAGGAUGUUUGCCAGGUGC
Molecule: messenger RNA, 1443 nt
Organism: Verruconis gallopava
Lineage: Eukaryota; Fungi; Ascomycota; Dothideomycetes; Venturiales; Sympoventuriaceae
Exons: 3
Coding region: 321-1244 (307 amino acids)
Biological process (GO): L-histidine biosynthetic process
Cellular component (GO): cytoplasm
Molecular function (GO): histidinol-phosphatase activity
Source: RefSeq, a predicted model, not a curated record